Penicillium brevicompactum is the source of this 3666-nucleotide messenger RNA. RefSeq names its product putative cell wall biogenesis protein Mhp1. Bases 1 to 3666 code for a protein of 1221 amino acids. The transcript is spliced from 2 exons. Lineage: Eukaryota; Fungi; Ascomycota; Eurotiomycetes; Eurotiales; Aspergillaceae. The record is from RefSeq and is a predicted model, not a curated record.
AUGGAGGGUGUUCAGACCGUUGAUGUGAGCUGGCUGCAUCAUUCGCAGAAAGGCAAGUCCCACUUUCCAUCCUCGGCACUUUCUGCGGCUCCGUAUCAUUUAUCUCGCACCAAAUCUGUAUCAUCGGGCGAUAAGUCACGUUCCGAUAACGAACCCCCGGCUUCCAAAUCCAAGUCGCACCGGAGAUCUCGUUCCAGCAGUAGCCCUGCUAAGCCGACACCACCUGCCGCCACCCCAGAACCGAAACAAGUCCCCAAGGAUGAUCCUGCGCCAGUAGAACCCAAGCAAACACCCGUUGAGAAGCCUACAGAGAAGCCCGAGGAGUCAAAACCAUCUACUCCGUCUUCGGCCUCCCGGAAGUCAGACCCAAAGCCGAUCGGACGACGAAACUCCUGGAUAUCUAGCUUGAGCUCGAAGUUCUCGUCUGGGUCAACGCCCCCAUCGCAAUCCAGUCUCAAAGCAAGCCCCGCAAGUCCGAAAACAACUACUCCCCUCGAUACACACAAUCCGUUUGGCGCGGCCUACUCCCCAAAGGACAAGGAAGAAGAGAAGAAAGACGAGAAUAACCCUUUUACGUCGUCAUCGCCGAAGAGUCCGUCUUUUAUUCAUAAUGCAUUGCGCAAAUUCUCGUCCAAUUCCGGUGGAUUGCCAAAGUUGAAUCCGAAUGACUCGAUCUGCCCUCGUCGGGUGAUGAACAUCGACCAAAAUCGGCACCGAUGUAAGGUCCCCGACUUGAAGCAGGCGAAGCUGAAUCGGGUGGCAUUCUGCGUGGAUGUGGAGAUCGCGGGUAUCUCUCAUUUAGACGAUGACGAGGAGGCCCCUCCGACGAACCAAUUGAGACAACCGCUGCCAGAGUCCAACAGCCACAAAAUGAAGAAGGCGGAUCUCAAAAACAAAGAUCACGAAGAAGCCGACGCUCUGAAGCGACCACAAGCUACAUUAGCGGAAAAAGAUAGCCCUACUGCGCCCGCUCCCGUUAAAGCCACCGAGGACAAAAGCCAACCUGCAUCUUCCCAACCACAAGAGAAAACAUCCGGUACUUCUCCUCCCAACAGAGAACCGGCUGAUCCAUCAAGAAAGCAGGAGAAGAAGAAGCGCUCUGAGGCAGAGCGCAAAGAACGGAAAGAGAGGAAGCGCAGACAAGCAGUGGCAAACGGCUCAGUACCAUUGCAGCUUGAUGGGAAUGACGAUGAAGAAUAUUCGCGGGCGCCAGCUUCAAGUGUUUCAUCUCGAUCUAAACCGCAAAGUCACCCUACAACCGACCCAGUGCGCAUCUAUCGCCGUUGCUGCCAACUUCGCGAGACUCCUGUUCUGAAGAGAGUGGUGGAUGAGAUUUCCAAGCCUUCGUCCACACUGGCCGAGUCUCCUGGAACAGUAGCAGCUCUCGAUUUGAGUAACUUCCCAAUGACACCGCAGGACUUGACAACCUUCAGCGACUGGCUCGCAGUUGUCCCAGUUCGCAAACUCAUUCUCGAAAAUUGCGCCUUGACUGACCAGUCCGUGCGAUCGAUCCUCGCAGGCCUGCUAUCGACCAAGACGGUGGAACAGAUGCGCUACAGACGCAGAAGAUCGAGAAGGCCUGAGUCAUCAAGUGUUGAUGACCAUGAGAGAUACGGCGUUGUCGAGAAGUUGUCUUUAAAGGAUAAUCCAAAGAUUGGACGAGAGGGAUGGCGCCAUAUCAGCCUUUUCAUCCACUUGUCCAAGCCGCUGAAAGCUAUCGAUCUUUCCGGCAUACCUUUCCCCCAGGGCCAGAUUGCGAUCGAUACGCCCCAAGACCCUGCAGCCAAACCGCAGACAGUGACUGCAGACGUGAGCAUUGUCUUUGCCAGUGCUUUGGCGGAGCGCUUUGGUGGAGAUCACCUCGAAGAGCUGCUCAUGAGUGAGUGCAACCCCUCAGUCGAAGCUGUCAAGCAAAUUUGCCGGGCGAGCACGAAGAUGGGUCUGCGCAGACUUGGCUUUGCGAGCAACGGUCUGACAAGAGAAGGACUGGAACAUGUGGUGGAGUACCUUAAGGCUGGUCAAUGUGAAGGUUUAGAUCUGGGUGGCAAUGCCAUUAAGGAUCAUCUUGACCUUGUGAUUAAGGUACUCGAACCAGAGAUCCCACUUUACGCACUGAGUCUGGCAGACUGCUCUCUCAACCCGACAGUCAUCUGCACAUUGCUCCAAUCUCUUGCUCAGAUCCACAACCUCCGCUUCAUUGAUUUCUCCCAUAACCGGGAGCUCUUCACCGCGCAACCUAAUGCACUCGGCGCGUUCCGCCGCUUCUUGCCCAAGAUGCCAUCGCUGAAGCGUUUCCAUCUUGCCGAUGUCAACUUGACACCUGAUCAUGUGAUUGGCCUUGCUGAAGUACUCCCCGAGUGCCCCAGUCUCUGCCACCUGAACAUUUUGGAAAACAAGCAGAUUGUUGAGCUGGCAUCUACGACCGACCCCGUUGCUCAAGAAGAGGCGUGUGCGGUCUACGCAUCUAUGAUGGCGGCCGUUCGUGUAUCGCGGACCAUCAUCGCAGUCGAUAUCGAUGUCCCCAGCGCCGAAAACAAUGAGGUCGUCAAGGCACUGGCGUCUCAGAUUGUGGCUUACUCGCUUCGAAACCUCGAAGGUGGUGCCAUUGCCGAAGAACUAUCCGACUCCAUCGUACCCCUUGGAACCAAGGAUGUUCCAGUGCCCGAAAUCUUGCAGCACAUUGUCGGAACCGCUCCGCACGAAGAGCAAUGCGAUGAUGAGGACGAAGCGGCUCCAGAUGAGGAUUAUGUGAUCAGUGGCACGGGCGUGGUCAAGGCAUUGGGCGUUUGCCUUGGAAACCUCGACCACCACGGACUUGAAGCCCUUGGAGAGAGCUCCAUGCCACCUAGUGGUACCACAACACCUAGGCGCCGCAAGUCUCGAAGUGUCGUCAGCAAAAGGCCCCGAGACAUGUCAAAGGAUCUCCUUGAAUCUGCACGGAAUAUCAGAACUCGGAUUCAGACAGCUCUCAUUCGCGAAGAUCGUGCUGGUAACGAUGCGAACUAUCGCCGACUGCAGUUCCUGGACAUUACCCUUCACAGGAUGAUCCAACGCUUCGAGGACGAAUACCCCGAGACCCGUAUUCUCCCACAAGCUGAAUCAACACCCUCUAUUCCGGCCCCCGAUACCAGUUCCCAACACUCAGGGGAAGAUGGAGCCGGCUCUGUCAAUGCUGGUAACAUGACCAGCAGCCAAAUCAUCGAUGAGAACGGUGCCGAUGAAGAAGAUGUUGAAUAUGACGAUCGCCUUUCUCGCGCCAGCUCUAUGACCUCUCUCCACGCUCGCGCUAUGACCUCCCAAGAGGGCCACAUCCACCGCAUUGGCCAGAAUCUCCGUCGUGACUUCCUCAAACCGUCACUUGUCCCUGAUGACAACGAUGAAGACCUUGACAACGAAGACAGCUCGCAUAUCACCGCUCUCAGACAGAAACUGGAGCGUCUCCACGAUGAGCAAUCCCUAUCUCAAUUCGACAACUUCGAUAGUGAUAGAGCCUUCGACCAACUCGGAACAACCGUCGAUGAACUGUGGGCCGCACAGCAACAAGACGCCGAAGGCUUCGAGCGCUUCAAGCAGUCUCAAAUCGCUGCCCAGUUCAACAGCGGUCUUCGUUCCAGAGGAAAUACAGAGCCCAGGAAGGACUCUGACGAAUCAGAGACCAAAUCCUAG